UGAAAAAUUAAGUGUGAUGCUUACCGUAACAUCACCUGCCGUAAGAAACAGUCUAAACGCAAUAAAACGCAUACAUAUUAAACUGAAUAGGAACAUUAGCAAGAAAGAUUUAACAAUUUUACGACAUGGCUGCGUUCAUGGACCGAGCUUGUCAAUCUUACAUGCUGAAACGAAUGGUAGACGACAGCAAGCUCGAGACGAGAGCCGACGCAAUGAUCCGAGCACGAUCAGAGAAGGCCGAGCUGAAGCUAGCCGAGUCAUACAAAAGUCAGAAUGACAAAGAGCUAGACGAGACAUUUGAUGCAUCUGUGGCAAAACUGACUACGUACAAGGCAGAGACAGAGGGCGUGGACUGUACAGCAGAGUGUCUGAAGAGCAUCGACCCCCUGUUCAGAAGCGACAAUCGAAGGGUGAUCAACCGACUGGAGAUAUUCAAGUUCAGAUGCGACAAAAGACCCGACAGAACACACUGCAUAUACAGUAAACUGAAGCCAAAGUUCAACCACGUUAAAGAGAACGAAGUAAAAAACUGAAUUUCAGUGUCUAAAUUACUUUUUUGCUUCAAGCAAGAUGAUCAGUUAAUUUAUUCAACAAAAAAGUAUAGGAAAAAUAAAUAAUGCUUGCAGUACUGAAAACAGUUGAACAGCUGGAAAAGCGUCAAUGAACGCAGGGAAACAAAACUUGUAUUUUGAAAAAAAAACUUUCGAAUUUCUGUGCAAAUUCGAAGAGAUGUGAGGGCAAAUAAUUUCAAAACU
Molecule: messenger RNA, 755 nt
Organism: Symsagittifera roscoffensis
Lineage: Eukaryota; Metazoa; Xenacoelomorpha; Acoela; Convolutidae
Exons: 2
Coding region: 126-533 (135 amino acids)
Source: RefSeq, a predicted model, not a curated record